CGAGAACGGGAUGCAAAAUAUUGACAACUCGGAUUUUUGUUUUGAGUGACAUCAUAAUGACAUGGCGCAGGAAGUCGAAACAGCGUCCCUAAUUGGAUUGCCGAUGAUAUUACAAGUGAUGGAGGAUGGAUAAAGAUAUACCGUCAGACACACAAAGGCAUGACCAGCCAGCAAGUAUAGACCACGUACUGACGCUAAUCAACAGUUUAGUCAAAGAGAAAAACUUUCAAGAUGCUUUAGAACACACAAACACUGCCUUAGCUAAAUACAGAAACAAUGAAAAAUUACAAGAAAAGAAGAUCAAAAUCCUGUGUCAUCAGGGAAAGUUUGAAGAGGCAUUUGACCUGGCCAAGAUCUGGAAGGAAGUUGAACCACAGAGUGCUGUGGCCGCUAAAGAAUUUAAGAAAUUAAAGAAGGUCAUUCAAGUUUUACGCGAUCAGGAUUCAGAAGAAGAAGAGGAUGAGGAGGGAGAUGACAGCCCCCCUCCCAAAGCACCCACUCCCCCCACAAACCCCACCCAGACAGAACCUACACCCACUCUACCGGCACCCCCAGCACCACCCACACAGAAGUCAGAGAACGAAGGAGCAUGUGCUCUGAAUGAUGAAAAGGACGAUGAAGAUUUUAGCUGCACGUUUUGUGACAUCAAGUUCGUAUCUGCCAGCGAGCUCGAGACCCACUGUCGGAGCGACCUACACAAAAAACGAAUCACGUCGGACGAAGAUCAGAACUGGAAAUAUCGAGUUCCGCCCAGAAAUCUGACCAGUGAGGAAUUCACCAUUUGUCGCAGUGUUUUAGACGCUGACUCGAAUCGUUAUGAAGAAACCAGAAAGUGCACGUUUGGGGACAAAUGUACUCAGGCACACUCAAAGGAAGAGCUUCAGGAAUGGAAGGAACGCUUCAAGUUCCGGACACAGCAAAUCAAGCGUGCCCGUGACAAACAUCUCCACGGCAACACGUACGCGGAACAGCUGAUGGAAAAACUGGUCAAUGCUGAAAAUUCUAAGUCUGUGAUGAUACAAAAUGUUGAGUAUGCUAAAGUCCAUGUGAAUUCAGAACUGAAAGUAAAUAUGACCACAAAGAAAUGUACAAAUGCUUGGACCUUCACCAUCACCAGCAAGAGAAGCCUGCACCGAGUGACCCUCCUUGACGACACUAACCGGACCUACUUCUACAUCGCCAGUAUAUCCGUGGGACCAAAGAAGACCCAGAAAUACCAGAACCUGGAGACCCACUGCCAGGAAUGGGUCAACCCCGACUACACCACACGCCAUACAGGGGAAUACGUCUACAGGGUCAAGGUUGUUUUCAAGACAGACAUUUAUGGGACUUUCCGACAGACCCUGGUUUAUGAUUUUGGAUUGGAGCCGGUUCUCAGCAGAGAGAUGCAGAUCGAGUCAGCACCCAUUACAGACAUAGAAAAACUCAGCAAGGACCUGGUGCUCAGUGAACAGGGGCGCUGGAAAGUGGAGAGUGUAGAUCUUGUACGGUUUGAAAAUAAGCCAGUACCAGAAACAGAGGAAGAAAAACAACUUUUAUCUAAGUACAGUUUGCCGGAGGCAGACAAGUUUCGUCUGUCAGAGCAUCUGAUGCACCCACCCUCAAAAGAAACCUACAGAAUCUGGAUGCAUGAGAUGCUUUAUAUCGAGGAAUGGGCUCAGAUGGACCACAUCUCUAGGUACAACAUAAAGACUUCCCUGCAGCUUGUGAACCGUUUUCUGCUGGUGCCGGGGGCCCUGAGUGGGGCUAAGUACGCCCAGGGAGGGGAACUGUUCGCUCGUAUGAAGUUAGAUGAUGAGCUGUCAGAAGACUCUGCCGGGGGGCGUCUGAUUCUGAUGAGUUCCAACGUAGCCUGGCUGGCCCCCUACAACCCUGAUGAUAAGAUGGUUUCCAAACAGAAUAAAAAGGUUUAUCAGGUGCUCCUAGAAGACAAGGGAAAGAACUUUAUAUUUUUACGGCUUCCGGAGAAGUGUGUCUCAGAGCUUAAUUUGACUUGUGAUCAGGAGUUCCAUGCAGAGAUACAGUUCCAGUUGAAUCGAGUGCCCAUGUGUGAGAUGCAUUCAGCCAUUGAUCAACUCCCCACAUUAGAUCUAGUAUUUCCCCCGCUCCAAAGGAUUCCAACAUCACCUUGGUACCCUGAAGACAUGGAGUUCAGUGAGACAGUCAGUGAGAGACUGAAUGAGAAACAGAAGGCAGCGAUUAGGGGCAUUACUGCAGCAGGAGAUAAGUGUCUACCCCCGCUACUGCUGGUAGGACCCUGGGGGACAGGCAAGACAUACACUCUAGCUCAGGCAGCAAAGCAUGCAUUGGAGGUGGAGAACAAUAGGAUCCUGAUCUGUACUCACUCCAACAGUGCUGCUGAUUUAUACAUCAAAGACUUUAUUCACCCCAUUGUAAAAGAGGGCCACAUGGAUGCUGUGCCUCUCCGUAUCUACUACCGCCACCGAUGGGUACAAACGGUGCCUGAUGUGGUCUUACAGUACUGCCUCCUAGAAAUGUCUGCGUCACAGGGUAACUUCAGGAUGCCAUCCAGAGAGGAGGUGGACAGACAUCGCAUCAUCAUCACCACACUAAAAACUGCCCGAUAUUUAUGUGACCUUGACCUCCCACAAGGGUACUUUAGUCAUAUCUUUGUGGAUGAAGCAGCACAGGCUCUGGAAAGUGAGACCUUGAUUCCCCUAUCUCUUGCUGGCAGGACCACCAAAAUCAUCCUGGCUGGCGACCAUAUGCAGUUGAAUCCAGAAGUGUACUCGGACUUUGCUAAGCAGCAAGGCUUUCAGAAGUCAAUGUUGGACAGACUGUAUGAACUCUACCCAGAUGACUGUCCAUGUAAGAUCAUGUUGUGUGAGAACUACCGAUCUCACGAGGCCAUCAUAGACUUCACCUCCGACCUGUUUUACGACGGUAAACUGAUAUCUAGUGGGAACCAGCCAGCACAUCCUAACUACUACCCGCUGACGUUUUUCUCUACCCGCGGGGAAGACUUACAACACGAGAACUGUACUGGAUUUUAUAAUAUUGCUGAGGUCCAUGAAGUUGUAGACAGAGUGGAUGACCUUCAGAAGAAUUGGCCCCCAGAGUGGGGCGAGAUUGAGGGCAACAUAGGAGUAGUUGCACCGUAUUCUGAUCAGGUUUUCCGAAUUCGAUGUGAGUUGCGGAAAAGAAAAAUGAUGAACGUCAGUGUAGAAAGGGUGUUUAAUGUACAAGGGAAGCAGUUUCGGGCUAUAAUCUUGAGUACCGUUCGGACUCGACACACCUGUAGCUCGGACUCGUCUCAGGAGGAUGUGUACGACUACGGCUUCCUGUCUAACGUUAAGCUGCUAAACACAGCCCUGACCCGAGCCCAGUCUAUCGUCGUUGUUGUAGGGGACCCUCUGUCUCUCUGUCUUGUAGGGAAAUGCAGGAAAGUGUGGGAGUACUUUUUAGAGACUUGUAAUGAACAGAAGAGCUUUUUUGGAAUGAAAUUCAGUGUCCUGAAGGCUCAGUUAAACAGUGCAGAGCUGAGGAAAACAUAUGUCCUUAACCCACUGGCCCCUGAGUUUGUCCCGAAUCGUUUGUACCAUGUGACCAGUCAGAACCACAUGACAACUGGAGCAGGGGGCCACAAUCCAGCCAACCCGGGAUAUUUUGUGGGCCAGAGAAUGAUGUACCCAGGGGCUCCAUAUCACCAGCAGAUGUAUGUACCUGUGCCAUACCAAGGCUACUACCCUCCAGUUAUGUACAGACCCUACGUGUCACCCUUUGUUGGAGGAGGAAUGGGAGGGAGAGGUCGAGUUCCAGCCAGAGUUAUCUACCCUAGACAGGUACCAGUGAGUGGAUCCUCCCCAAAGUCUUCAUCCCCUGCCAAGUCUUCUGGCUCAGAUGGCGAAAGAGUGGCUAGCCCAGACAUAACAAGAAACACAGAGUCACCUCAGGGUCAUGGGUCAAGCAAGAAAGGUCACUCCUCAAGGAGCAGGCCAAUGGUGUAUGUUCCUCGAAUCCCUGCACCUUAUCCAGCUAUGUACUAUCCAUACCAGCCUUAUCCAGGAUAUUACUACCUACCUGAGGAUCCAAGGUUAGCUCAAGCCCAUACAAGGUAUCCCUAUGUUGCACAGGGUAUUCCACCUCAAGUGUAUCCACAUCCAUACCCAGCGGGUCCGUACAUAGGUCCUGCCAUACGAGCAGCUUCCCAGGUGUCUCCUGAGAACACUCCAUCACCGGGGGAGAGGAGUCCCAACUCCCAGAGGAGUCAUUCUCUGUCCCCAGGGCCUCAAAGACCUCCACGAUCCCAGUCUCCUGCUCUGUCUCCCAACUCUGUUGCUGCAGCUGUGGCAGGUGGCCAUUUUCAGUUACUCCCUAAUGUGAAGCACAUACCAGCACAUCUUUAUCCCAAGCCAGGGAGUACAAGCAGUAACUCCAGGUCUAGUACACCCCUGGGUGGAAGGGACUCACCAGCCACUGAGAAAGCAAGUGAAGAAGUUAGGGCUAGUCUGGAGCAUGAUUAUCUGAAGUCUGUUAGUCCCAAACUGGACUUGCAGGAAAGAAGAGCAUCAGCACAGAGUCCUCUUGCUAGGGUGAUUUCUCAAAGACAAGGGUACAUCAGAGAAGAACUAGAAGCUAUGACAUCACACAGCAGUCAAAGAAUGAUCACAAACUCCCACUACCAGAGCAUGAUGGCUAAUAACAGGAGUAGCAGUGCCACACUGCAGAACGGGGCAGGGGGGAUAGAGAAGAAUGAGAAGAAGCCAUCAAAACUGGAUUUACACUCUGCCACUGGAUUCAGUCGUCAGUUUAGUGAAGAUAUUACCACUCCAACAGAAAUCACAAACCUGGUCAAGAUGAUCGACGACAUGGAUGAUCAAGAGUCAAACAAUUUAUCCCACCAGUCAUUUGCUGCACAUAAAAACACGUCGGGGCGACUGUACCUGAACAUCCCACAACAGCAGGAGGUCGUGAUGGGAGGGUCUGCCUCCUCAUCCCCACCCUCAGGCAGUCCGCCAUCCGGAGAUCAGAAACCCACCUAUGCUGGUGUCCUGAGGCGGAGAUUGCCCUCGGCCCAGGGCGAUAUUGAUCCCAGUCUGCUGGAGCCCCAAACACCACACACCCCUCUAGGAUUUACAACACCCGGCACAGAAAUAGAUACAGACCCACUGGGCAUUCUGAGGAACUUGAACAUCAAUGCAUCAGCAGAAAGUCAAAGAACGUACAAGUAUUUCUCUUAAAUCAAGUUCUGUUCACAUUUUCUGUGAACUUGUUUUUAGUGAUUAGAUUUUAGAGUUGCUGAUAUUUGUCUCAAGAACACUGAUUUUUAUUGAAGUAGCAAUGCUGCUUGCUGGUAGAUUAGAAAGUUUAUAUUGAAACCAAGACUGUUACUGCCUUAAUUGGUAAUAUUUAUUUUUGUAUGAAAAUGUCAUUCUCAUGUUGAAGUGGUGCAUAUUCUCUUUAUAUUAUAUACAUAUAUAUAUUGUGUGCUUUGCAAUUUCUUCCAACACAUAUCUUGAUUUGGUGUAAAAAAUAAAUAUGGACUUGUAAAAAUCAACAAAAUAAAUUGUUAUUUUAUUACCUAUGUAUUGUUUAAAAA
Molecule: messenger RNA, 5560 nt
Organism: Saccostrea cuccullata (small rock oyster)
Lineage: Eukaryota; Metazoa; Mollusca; Bivalvia; Ostreida; Ostreidae
Product: probable helicase with zinc finger domain
Exons: 25
Coding region: 126-5201 (1691 amino acids)
Biological process (GO): regulatory ncRNA-mediated post-transcriptional gene silencing
Cellular component (GO): P granule; cytosol
Molecular function (GO): protein binding; metal ion binding; helicase activity
Source: RefSeq, a predicted model, not a curated record